Messenger RNA from Thelazia callipaeda (thelaziosis nematode), 1833 nucleotides. The record is from the annotation of a GenBank genome assembly. Lineage: Eukaryota; Metazoa; Nematoda; Chromadorea; Rhabditida; Thelaziidae.
AUGGCGAAGUAUUGUUUAAGAAAACCAAGUAAACGUCAGUCAUGUGCAAAACGCUACAAAAUAGCCAAAAAAGUUAGAGAUCAUAACAGGAAACUGAAAAAAGAAGCGAAAAAAUCUGUCUAUUAUGGGCCAAUUAUUCCAGAAACAAAGAAGUGGAGGGCUAAAAACAAACCAAUAAAUGUCCCAAAUGAUUGUCCAUUCAAGGAAGAGGUUCUGAUGGAAGCUAGGGAAGAACGAGAACGCAUUGAAGCUAAAAAAAUUGAGGAUAAAAAAGUUGCAAAGCUUGCAAAGCAAAAAUGCCUUAAAUUUGCAAGCAUUGGGACAAAACGGAAAUUGGAGGGCUUUUGUGGUGACUUGCAAGAGGUGGUAUCAAAAGCCUCAGAACAGACUGAAGAGAUGGCAAAGCUAGUACGGAAUGAAAGUAUUGAGAAUAUCGCGGAAUUGAAGCAAAAAUUGCUUAAGCAGUACGCAAGUGAGGUUCGGAAAACGAUUGAGUCUGCGGAUAUCAUCAUAGAGGUAUUAGAUGCUCGUGAUCCGUUAGGAAGUCGAAGUAGGAAUAUCGAGGAAGAUAUCUUGAAGUCAGGCAAACGGCUCGUUUUAUUACUAAAUAAGAUAGAUCUUGUGCCGAAAGAAAAUGUCAAGGAAUGGUUAAUCUAUUUGCGUCAGCAGUCACCAACAAUUGCCUUUAAAGCUUCAACUCAAAAACAAAACGACAAUCUGGGGCGUUUUGAGACAUCGAAUUUGCAUUCGUCAAGUUCUAAGUGUGUUGGAGCUGAUCUUGUAAUGAAGUUAUUGUCAAAUUAUUGCAGAAAUAAAAAUAUCAAAGAGUCCGUUCGAGUUGGUGUUAUUGGUUUUCCUAAUGUUGGUAAAAGCAGUUUCAUAAAUAGUCUGAAAAGAAAGCGAGUUUGCAACGUUGGUGCGCUGCCUGGAGUAACUAGGCAGAUGCAGGAAAUUGAUUUGGACAAGCAUAUCCGAUUGUUAGAUUCACCUGGUGUGGUAUUAGAAAUGGAAAGUCAUUUAGAUAAAAGCGAAAUCGCUCUCAAGAAUGCUGUGCGUAUAGAAAAUAUAGCUGAUCCUAUCGCUCCAAUACGAGCAAUUUUGAGACGAUGCUGCAUGAAUAGUCUCAUGAUUCGAUAUAAUAUUCCGCAGUACAGAGGAUGUGAGCAAUUUCUAGCUCUCAUAGCUAACAAAAUUGGUCGAUUGAAGAAAGGCGGUAUUCCAGAUUUGAAAGCUGCAGCACGAAAAAUCCUAACAGACUGGAACAGUGGAAAAUUACGCUAUUUUACGCAGCCUCCAAAAUAUGUUGAUAUGAGUCCCAAGCUGUGUUCAACUGAGUUGCUGAGUGAAAUGUCAAAAGAGUUUGAUUUGAAUGCACUAAAUAAGGAAGUCAAAAAAUUGGUAGAAAGUAUGUUUUUCUUUUUAUCGUUUUGGACAGAGGAUAUCUGCAAUAUAUAUGUAAGUUUAGAGCUACCAACCAGAUGUUCAGUGAAAAGAAGUAUCCAGUAUGAUCCAACAGUACCAGCUGAAGAAGAUGAUGGGCAGAAUUAUGAUGUGAGUAUGGAGGUUGAUGACACAGCAGGAAGAACAUUUAUCUCGGAAGUGAAAAGAAACAAAACACAAGAGAAAGGAGAUACGAAUGAGUAUAGUUUUCCGGAAUCAUUUGCAAUAGAUGGGAAUUCUCAAAUAAAUCGUGCAAUCAAAUUAGCGGUGAAGAAAAAGAAACAAAGGAACAAAAAACUUGAGAAGCGCACCGAGGAAAUGAUCAAUACAAUGACUGCUACAUCACUCUCUGACAAACAAGAAAACUAUAAUUUCGAUACGAUAGAAGACUGA